GUCCCGACACGCGCACCAUCGGCGGGAGCAUCAGCGGUAGAGGAGGCCGUCGCCCUGCGCCCGAGGCCGAGAUCUUCUUCUUUUCUGCCUCGCUUAGUUUCGGCGCUUUGGCUGUCGGAGGUCGCUGCGUGCUCCGUCGGGAGGUCUUGUUGCGGAGUUGUGGAAUGUGGUUGUCGAGUUUGCGUCUGUGCGUGUAGCCUGUCGUCGUCCCUGUGCGUGCUUUCUGUCGUGCUUUUUGUGCGUGCGUUGGGCAGAAUUUCGUGCUCGCGAAGCGUUGGUCUCCCGAGGAUGGUGUGAGGAUUGGUCUGUGAGGGAAGCAGCGGUGGUGGUUUAGGGCACGAGUGUGUUCAUCGUUCUUGGAUGCUGGUGGACUCGCUUGAGGUGGGUGCUCAUCUUUCUCUUCUUCUUGGAGGUGCUGGCGGUGGUGUCUGCGCGUCGAUUGUGCGUCUUUUGCGAGGAGUUUCUCAAAGCGGAGAUUGAGGCGCUCUUUUUUCCACCGUCAACCACACACCUUUCUUCCUUCCGAACCGGAAGCGUUUCCAUCUCAUUCCAUCGAAGUGGUGGUCACUGGUCUUCUAAGUUCUCCUGAAUGGAGGAGAUGGUCCAGACGAGUUAGGUUUCUCAAGUGUAACCUCGGAGAAGUAGAGGAUUUGUUAUUGAGCUCAAUGUUCGCCGGAGUGUAGAAAUUCGACCAUAUUUUGCUGCUGAAAAUGGCGGUCAUGUCAUAAUUGCUAUUUCCUGCACUUGGCAAGAAACAAUUACUCCUCUUUUUCGACCUUUCUUCGACUUUUCUGUGUACUUGAAAUUGGGAGGUUGACAAGUCCGACCAUUGACGAGAGUCCACGAUAAGUGAAAAAAUUUUCCAGUAUCGUACAAUCUGCCCACAGUGAGAAACAGCUAAAGACCUAGAGAAUAUUUAAUUUAGAACUCAGCUGUUGUGAAAGCAAGUUUUCGAGUCUUGCUGCAAUAAUUGGCAGUUUGUCGAGUUGUAAGAGGCGAGGUUAGAAGAAGCCCGUCGGGCGAGCUGAACCUCAAGGCAGCUAGCCAGCUUAUGGCCUUGGGCUGUCAUGAGGCGAGUAAAACUGCCUACGGUGCGGCGGAUGCUGCGUGGAAUGACACAGGAUCAGUUCCCCCUCCUCCUCCUUCUUCCUCUCUCGGCGUGCCUCCUUUUUCUUAUCAAUCAAUUGGUGUGACUCGGGGAAGGCAAAACAAAGGUGGUGGAAAUUCAGCUUCGCCUGGUGCCUCUGGGUCGAAAAACAGCAAGGAUCUAGCCUUGUCCCUCGCAGUUGCUGCCGCGAGAUGUGUCCUCUUGGAGCUACCUCCAGCAUUGAUUCUGGAAAUUUUUACGCAUUUGGACGCUCGUGAACUCGCGGUUGUUUCUUGCGUUUGCACUGUAUUCAAGCGACUAUCAUCCGACAGUCAUGGCUGGAAGGACUUCUACUGCGAAAGAUGGGGCCUCCCAGCUCCAUCCAGCAGGGGCGGAGCAUACUUGGCCCUUCCGGGAAAGCAUUGGCGCGAGCUCUACAUGGCAAGAGAGGCUACCAGCAAGGCAAUGAUGGGCAGGUUCACUAUGGACAUGCUUCAUGGUCACACCUCCGGCGUCCGCUGCGUUCGCAUUCUCCCUGCGGCCAAUCUCAUAUGUAGUGUUGGCUAUGAUCAGACCGUCCGGCUGUGGAAUAUGGAGGAAGGCCUCCCUGUCAGCUGCUCCAGGUCAUUGGGAGACACCCUGCGGGCUAUCGCCGUGGACUCAAAUUUACUAGCAGUGGCAGGCACCGAGUCCGUGGUAAGGUUGUGGCACGCAAACCCGGAGAAUCCAUAUCUUUUUGAUGUAGCAGGCAAUCCGGCUUAUCCAAAUACCAGGGGCAAUGAGACACUUCUGUAUGGGCAUACCGGUCCCCUGACUUGCCUUGCUCUGGAUGGUUCCAAUAUCUACAGUGGUGGAUGGGACAUGUCUAUCAAAGUGUGGGAUCGCUCGAGAUUGAAAUGUACUCAAACUUGGAGGCACAGGGAUUGGGUCUGGGCCCUUGUACAACAAGGUAGACGAGUGUUCAGUACUGCAGGCAGUGAUGUAUAUACCUGGGACGUAGAGACAGGGAAGUUGUUGAGGUUGCGCACAGGAGUGCACUCGGGACAGGCCUAUGCUGUUCAAGGCACCAGGUCGGGUCACAUUGUCUUUACAGGAGGGGAAGAUGGAGGAGUACGGAUGUUUGAUGAUAGAAUCUCCAAACGGCGCUCCGCGUUGACUGAUUUCAGUGACGAUUGCAACGAUGGCGUGAAGGAAGCAAUCGCUUCCUGGACCCCUCACAGCUCCGCAGUGUACUCACUGGCAUUCGAGGAUCCUUGGCUCGUUACUGCCUCAGGUGAUGGUUCUCUGGCAAUGAUGGACGUCCGUCAAAUUAUGAAGAGGGCUGCUGGCACUGGCAAGCAUACCUCUCUGGUCGGGGCCAGCGCUCGUUGGCGAAGAUCGGGCCAUUACAUCGUGUCAAAAGAGGGUGAAACGGCUCAGAGGUGGCUUUCCGGUUUCCACAAAAGUGCUUGCACUGUAGAUAUAGGAGGAGAUCGUGUCGUUAGUGCAGGAGAGGAGAAGACUGUGCGUAUUUGGGAUUUUUCUCAGGCCUUAGAAAUUGAAAGAAGGGUGCAGGCUUCUCGAAGCAACCAAUUUGAGCACCGUAUGAGGCGAAAGAAUGUUUCGUCUACAGUUGAACAAAAGGGUAAGCAUGCCGAACUGACUACUAACGGAAGUAGGAAGAAUGGUUCUCACAGGUCAGGCAAGGAUGGACACAAUGGCAAGGAGAAGGGUCAAAAAGUGAAAGACCAUCGUCCAGUUUUGGCCAUGGGACGGAGUGGCACUAAAAGCCAGUCCCAUAGAGGACCGGUGGAAGAGAUUAACAGGACAAGGGCAAGAUAUGUGGACUCUGUGUCAGUUCCUUCCUGAUUCUCCCCUACAACAGCCUGGACCAAAGCGAUGACUUCCAAAGUUGGGGAGUGGUAAUGUGGCAUGGUCUGUUACCUUUUAGUUAUAGAUUGGCCUGCGUUGGAAAUAGUGUCCAUCCCAAGUCCGAAUGCUGGCCCCAAGUCAGCUUGUGAUCAGCUUCUUGUAACUGCUUCAUCACUGGCACACAGGAGACUGGUAAUAUACCAGUAUUGCAUAAGCACACAGAACUUUGUUCGAGAUCAUGAUCUUCAGUAAGUUCUUGGAUGUUCGCAGGUUUGAGUUGAAAGCUUGUCAUGAAGUUUAGGUGAGCCCCUCGUGCAGUGAAUGUGGCCAAGGUUAAUGCAAAACUUCAAUCGCCCUACUGAUAUCUGUUCUCCCUUUACCACUUCAUCUGAAAGGUACUGUAUUUAUUACACUUCUCGCAGAUAGAACCGUUCUUAAGAACGUGAUACAAGAAGGUUAUCUGACCUCGAUCCUUACCUACCGCUGGAUAUCCGGUCUCCAUUGCAGGCUUUACAACAAUUCUCAUCACAUUGAAUUCUCAACGAGGAUUUGCGAAAUAAGUGCGGAAUUUAGUCAGCAAAUUGUGUGAUAUACAUCACCUGAACAUUUGUUUGGUCAUGUUAGUUGAGAAGUCAUGCUUUCUUUGCUAAAUCCUGGAUGAUCGAUCGAUUUGCUUAGACGAGUUCUGAUAUUAGCCAGUUAUUUAUUGCUGGAGAUGCUUCUAAUUAUGAUUUUAUAGCAUUAGCAUUAGAUGUCUGGGCAUGCCAUUUUGCUGUUGGUGUGGCUGAAUGUUAAACUUGCAUUGCUAAAGAUGUACUUGAAACUAAAAAAGUAUUGUGUGCAUUGAGUGG
This is a messenger RNA of Marchantia polymorpha subsp. ruderalis, 3789 nucleotides long. The record is from the annotation of a GenBank genome assembly. NCBI's taxonomy places the organism in Eukaryota, Viridiplantae, Streptophyta, Marchantiopsida, Marchantiales, Marchantiaceae.